This is a messenger RNA of Dichomitus squalens LYAD-421 SS1, 1293 nucleotides long. RefSeq names its product voltage-gated potassium channel. Gene Ontology annotation, cellular component: membrane. The record is from RefSeq and is a predicted model, not a curated record. Lineage: Eukaryota; Fungi; Basidiomycota; Agaricomycetes; Polyporales; Polyporaceae. Gene Ontology annotation, molecular function: voltage-gated potassium channel activity. Gene Ontology annotation, biological process: potassium ion transmembrane transport. The transcript is spliced from 9 exons. Bases 1 to 1293 code for a protein of 430 amino acids.
AUGUCUCAAACCAUCCCUCUAUCUAGAAUAUCUACGGGGGCACGUUCUCCUCCCUAUAAUGCGCCUCACGACAGUCCCAGUGGACCCGACUACCAGAACGGAUUCCAGUACGACGAUGUGGACGAAGGCCAGAACAUGAAACCCUCUUGGAAGAAGGACCUUUACAUGCUCUUGGAGAAACCCACGUCAUCUCAAGCAGCCUUCCUGGUCCAUAUCUUUACUACCUUCCUCAUCUCCUUCUCUGCGGUCGUGACUGUGCUGGAGACUGUUCCUGCGUUUCACUCCAUCCCUGGCAGUAUCUGGUUCGGAUUGGAGACCACGCUUGUCGUGCUGUUUACCAUAGAAUACAUCGGCCGAUGUGUUGCUCAUGGCACAUCCUGGAAGAGGUUCUUCAACUGGAUCAUUUCGUUCUUUGGGAUCAUAGAUUUGUUGGGUAUACUGCCGUAUUAUAUUGAGAUCGCUCUGCAGCAAGAUACAUCUACGCUGUUCAGGUUCACAAUCCUGCUUGUCCUGCGCCAGAAGUUGACCGCUAAUACCACGUUCAGCACUAUCGAAGUAAUGUACCUAUCCUUCCGGCGGUCCCAGCAUGCCCUUUUAGCACUGUCAUUCUUCGUGGUGAUGGUCUUGGUCGUGUUCAGCACGUUAUUAUAUUUCGCUGAGAGGGGCACUUGGGACGAGGCGCUUGGCGUCUUCCUCAACUCGGACGGAGACCCCAGUCAAUUCGCGUCCAUUCCCGCAGCCGGGUGGUUUGUCUUAGUCACUAUCACCACUGUAGGAUACGGCGAGAUCACGCCCCGGUCAUUCCUGGGAAGGCUGAUCACCCUCCCUCUCCUCGUGUUCGGCUUGCUUCUCAUCGCGCUGCCCACUUUCGUGCUCGGGCGAGAGUUCAGCAUAGUCUGGGAGUUCAUGGAAGAAGCGCAGAAGACUCGUGAGCAGGACCAAGACAUCGACCCAUUCCACGAUCCCCUCGCGUCGCCACUGCUCAGCAGCAGGCACACGCAGGGUAUCGCUGCCGCUACUGCCAGCCUGUGGCGGCACGCAGCCGAAGAAGCCACCUUGCCGCGUCCGAGCAGGGUCGCUAGCUCCAGCGGCGCAGUUCACGGUUCUCCAAACCCUGCGGCUUCCUCGGACCACACUCAGGCCGGGUUAUCGACGCAACUCGCGGAGCUUCGUGCCAAGGUGGACGCGCAGGAGGAGAUACUGCGACGCAUCAUGGCAGCUGUUGAAGGACCCGGCGCAAACCAGAAGCAGAAUCGGGGUAUUGGCAGUCAGCAGGGGAGCCGGAGUAGGUGA